CCCGAAUCCGUUUCUUGCUACCUUUCAAUUGGAUCCUUAUUCGAUAUACACAAACAGCGUACAGCCUAUAGCCAGACGCCAGACAGCUGCCCGUGGAUAUUCCCCUUAUUUUAAGCGUAACUAUUUCGUGCUUACAUCUCCUGUUUAUGUACGCCAGGUCAUAGACUUACCUAUCUCGUAAAGACGGGGAAUUAGAGCCUUAGUGCUUAUCGACUAUGAUGACGAAUGACGAGGGCAUACGGACCUGGUAGACAUGGGUCUCGUUCAUACUCCUAGCGGUGUGACCGUUCCACCGGGUUGAAUAUAUUAUAGCUCGACGCGCGCUCGAUGCUGUCGUGUCACUAUACCUUCGUCUAUCUUGGGACUUCUUGGAAAUAGUCAUGUCGGGCAUAGAACUCAAACCAUCGUUUCCCGCGGGUCUUCCGUCGGCCGCUUCUGAGCCUCCAUCCACUCAAGCCGUCAUUAAGGCACUCUCGCUAGAACCUCACAUCGAGGGUGGAUAUUUCGUCGAAACUGAUCGUGAUCCUCUUCUCAUACCUUCCCCUUUUCCCCAAACCCCGGCAUCAUCUCUUGUGCCACAGAGACCUGGCUUCGACCCGGCUUACCGCAAUGCCUCGACCUCCAUAUUCUACUACUUAACUCCCCAGUCGCCACAAGGCAAUUUUCACCGAAACCGGGGGAGAACCGUACAUACCUUGCAUCGCGGCCGCGGUGUGUACGUUUUGAUACACGCCGACGAGCCUGACCUUCCCGGCGGUGGAAAGAGGAUCGAGACGUUCACUGUCGGGCCGGAUGUUACCAACGGCGAGAAGUUACAGUGGAUCGUCGAGGGAGGCAAGUUCAAAGCUAGCUUCUUACUUCCAGAUAAUCCUAGCAGUGGCGAGAAGACCAGUGGUGGGCUUUUGAUAUCAGAAACAGUCGUUCCGGGUUUCGAAUUCUGCGAUCAUGACUUCUUGAACACUGAAGAGUUUCGAAAGCUAGUUAGCCCCGAGAAAACAGAAGAAUUGGCUUGGCUGGUGAGGAAAGCUUAGCGAUGGUUUAGAGGCGAUGGGAUAGAUGUCUUCUCGAUCUAGCAGGGAAUGAAUUGUUGAGGAAUUAAGCAUGAUGAGUAGUAUAACUUAUCAUUAUGAUCUUGAGCCUCGACUCGUUUCCUACUAUUUUACGCUUCUUGGCUCAUAGAUUCUUGCUAUUUCUCACAUAUAUGAUAAUAGCCAAUGCAUUAUAAAACCAAAGUAUAAAUAGCCGC
Daldinia vernicosa is the source of this 1246-nucleotide messenger RNA. Its product is annotated as RmlC-like cupin domain-containing protein. Gene Ontology annotation, cellular component: intracellular anatomical structure. Bases 381 to 1031 code for a protein of 216 amino acids. The record is from RefSeq and is a predicted model, not a curated record. The transcript has 2 exons. Lineage: Eukaryota; Fungi; Ascomycota; Sordariomycetes; Xylariales; Hypoxylaceae.